UGGUGACGUUCGCAGUUUACAUCAGCUGCCAGCUGAAAAUCUUACGAUACCAUCACAAUUUAGUCUGCCGCUUCCCGUGAGCACCUGAACGCAGCGCGGGAGCAUCCGGCGGUGCAGUGAGGAGGAGGAGGAGGAGGAGGGAGGAGAGGAAGGAGAGGGACAGGAAGAAGAGGAAGCAUAUCGAUGGUAAGCAUGAAGAAUAUUCCCGGACUCUGAGCUGAUCGACGGGGAAAACAUCUUCCCUCGCUCGUUAAGAGGCCGACAGGAAGCGGAGGGAGACAACGGCGCGGACAGGAUGGAGGAGGAGAAGCAGUUCCUUUGUGGGGUGGUGGAAGGUUUCUAUGGUCGACCCUGGUCUAUGGAUCAGAGGAAAGUUCUCUUCCAGUGGAUGCAGCUCUGGGGGUUGAACACCUACCUGUACGGCCCCAAAGAUGAUCUGAAGCACAGACUGCUGUGGAGGGAAGUCUAUUCUCCCGAAGAGGAAGCUCAGUUGCGUACUCUUAUAGCCGAAGCUCAGUCCCGGGGUCUGAGGUUUGUUUACUCUCUCUCCCCUGGUCAGGAUAUCGUCUUCUCUUCUUCCUGUGACUUGGCGCUGCUCAAACGGAAGUUGAAACAGGUAUCAGACCUGGGGUGCCAGGCGUUUGCCAUCCUCUUUGACGACAUCGAUCACUCCAUGUGCCAGGCCGACAGCGAGGCCUUCACUUCAUUUGCCCACGCUCAGGUCACAGUAACGAAUGAGAUUUAUCGCUUCUUGGGGGAGCCACCUGUCUUCCUUUUCUGCCCUACAGAGUAUUGCGGUUCUCUGUGCUCCCCAAGUGUGUCAAAAUCUCCCUACCUGCAAACAGUUGGCGAGGACCUACUACAUAACAUAACAGUGAUAUGGACAGGCAGCAAAGUUAUUUCCAGGAAACUGUCCUUAGACUCCCUUGCUGAGUUGGAGUCUGUCCUCCAGCGGCCCCCGCUGAUCUGGGACAACCUGCACGCCAACGACUAUGAUACCCGACGUCUCUUCCUGGGGCCUUUCAAGGGUCGCGACCCUCAGCUACGAAACCACCUGAGGGGUCUGCUGCUCAAUCCUAACUGCGAAUUCGAAGCCAAUUACAUCCCACUGCAUACUCUGGGAAGCUGGCACAGAGCUGAAAAAGACUAUGUAAAAGACGACGAGUGUGAAUACUGUCCAGAGAGAGCUUUAACUGCUGCACUUCAUGACUGGAUGGAAGAACUUAAUCAGCCUCUGCAAGCAGGUCGGCAGAGCACAAGAGCAGAACAUCGGGCCUCUGUCUCAUCGUCGCGUACCAAAACUUCUGACAGGUCCGACUGUCCCGCCACCUUCAGAGCCACACAUCCUGUGGCCAAACUCCCAGUCUUCCCACUCAAUUCCAGCUCUCCACCCUCAUCCCCUCCUAUGGGCAAAGCGGAGAGAGAAGGGCGAGAAGGGGAAAAAAAGAGGCCACACCAAUCCAGUCAGCAACUUCCAGGAUCGAGGUCGGAAGCGCCUGCGGGUGGAGGCCGGGCACAGCAGGCGCCGGGUCGCGGGCUCUGUGGCGGGAAGGGCUUACUGAGCGAGGCCCAGGUGCGGCUGCUCGUUGGUCUCCACUAUCUCCCCCAUGAACACGGCCCUUCGGCGCAGAAGCUGCUGCAGGACCUAACCUGGCUAAAAUCAAACUGCCACCUGGUCGGUGCAAACAGCAAGAAGACGCAGCCUCAGAAGGUUGAUGAGUGGCGUGGGCGGGCCUCCAGAUUCCUGUCUCUGUGCGAAGACAUAGCUCAGCUCCACUGCAGCGUAGUGGGCGGGGCUAACAGGGCUGUGCUCUAUGACCUUUACCCUUAUGUGUGGGACCUGAGGAACACAGCUCUGGUGGCAAAAGCCUUCAUAUGCUGGCUGGAUGGGCGAGUGCUGAAUGACGGCUCAAACCUCGCCUCCUGGAGGAACUGUUUUCACUGGUGUGGGAAAUCCACAGGAGCAGAGCUGCUGGGAGUGGACUCAGAGCCUUGGGUGUUCAAAGGGGGGGUGUCUGGGGAGGUGCAGAUGCUCCUCCCGGUAGGCAGCAGCAGUGAACUUUUCACUCAUCCCCCUCCUCUCUUUCCUACCUCUCGUCUCUACAACAUCAGGCCCUAUCACAGCAAAGACAAGGUGGAGCUGUACCGAAUGGUCCGCCAGCUUCACCUGAGGACUCAGGGCGGCCAGGAGUCCACCAUGGCUCAUCCAGAUGUCAUCGGAGACAGAUGUCUUGGCCCAUGUCUGGCGCUGAGCCCUGAGUACAGCUUCAUCCUGGAAGAUGAGCUCGGCAUCUGUGGCUGCGUGCUGGGCAUCCUAGACGUCCGCUCCUUCGCGAAGCGAUGCCAGGCCAGCUGGAUUCCUGCCAUGAGAGAUAAAUACCCACCCAAAGGGAGCAGCACACACUCAAACACACAGGACUUGGUAAAACUGAUGGAGGAGGACCAGGGUGAGUACCCGGACUCGCUCCUCUACCACUUCCCCUCUCAGCUGCGACUGGACGCGCUGCCCGAGCUGGUGGACGUCAGCGUCGGCCGAACCCUGCUCACCGCCCUUCUCACUGCGCUCAAGGCCAACGGUUCUCAGGGUGUCUUCUGUGAGGUGCAGCCCACCGAUCAUCAGAGGCUGGAGUUCUUAACCAAACUGGGCUUCCUGGAGAUCCUCAGAGGAGAAGCCAGGAGCAGAGAGGGCGUGGUGCUCGGACGGCUGCUCUGAAAACAAACACGACAGACACACACACUAGCCAUCACCUGGUCACACAUUUCAACUCCUUUGAGAAACAUCAACAUUAAUUAGUUCAUCAAUUUAUCAAAGUGCAUGGUUAGGUAUAACAAAGGUUAUUUUUUAACAAAAUGUUGCCAUAAAUGUCACCGUGUUCGAUCAGCUUGAAGGGUCGCCCUCCUAAACAUAAACAUUUUGAAUGGUAAUGUAAAGAGAAGGUUUCUUACAAUUCUGUUAUUGUGCUUGUUCAAAAACAUUGUUUUCUUACUUUGACUAGGAGAUGUUUCAUGUAAGCAGCCCCAUUCAGAAAUAUUUUGCAAACUGCCAACAUUUUAUUUUAAGUUGUUUGGUUUAAAAUCUGCCAACAUAAAUAAGAUGUUCCACCAGAAAACUGAAAGAAAACCAAAGCAAGAAAAAUUGUGGACUUUAUUUAUUUCAGAAAGGGUUAGAAUCUGUCAGAUUAGAGAGAAAAAUGCCACAUAGGCAGCUUUACUUCAGCCUAAUAAGAUCUUUAGGUAACAUAGACUUGUUUAUUCUUUGAAAUGCAGCACCAAACCAAUAAUAUUCUUAAAAGGUUGAGGUGCAGAUAUGUUGUAGCAUUUCUCCACUCUGUGCAGUUUCAACCACUCUUUCUGCCUGGAUGAACAUAACUGCUUUCCUCAGUUUUAUUGAAAAGAAAGUGAGCACAACAUUUUCCAAAGAAAGAGAAACCUGCUUGUUUAAAACCUGCUUAGCACCAACCUGCAGAAACACAGUGCCGGUAAUAAAUCGACUUCCCAGAGCAAUUUUUUUCUUUUCUUUUGCUUAUUGCUUUUGAUCUGACUUGGAUAAGCCUGUGUCUCAUAUUUCUUUGAAGAAGUAGUUUCGGACAUUCAAAAGUAAUUUCAGCCACCUAAUUUACCUAAACUUCACAUCAGCUGAUCCCACAGACUGAAGCUACAAGGCUACUGCAUAAGAGUAAAGCAGACUUCCACCAUCUUAGAAUAACCCCAAAAAAUGCCAAAGACUAUUUAAUGAACUUUUAACAGUCUAUGUGUUUGCACUGGGCAAUUAUUUAAAAACAACCCAAUAGUUAUUUACACAGGAAAUCGAUGUCUGAGGUGGGCUGAACUAGGAAAUUCCAAGUUUCACUUCAUGAGUAAUAUGUUGCUUACUUUUGACAAAUUCUAACAAAAAGAAGCCUUGGAGUUUUAUCCUUGACUGCUAACAUCUUAGUAGUUCAGUGGGACAUUUGGUGUCAAUACAUUUAAUAAACUAUAUUUAAGCUGUUAAUUUGUAAAUGAAGACACUAUAGGUGAGUUUUAACACUUUGUACAGGUAAAGGUUAUUUGUUUUCCUGGUUUAUGUUCAUGCUCAGCAAAUUGUAGCAGCAGCCACACAGUUCAUGUUAAACAAUUCCUAAAGGCAGGAUUAAAACAGAUUUUUUCCGUUUGAUUUUGUGGUCUGAGUUCUAAAUGAUGGAUGUUUUUUCUCAUUUCGUCAUUUUUACUUUAGUAGUUUUUUUUUGUUUUGUUUUUUUUAUAGUUAUUCCAUUGAAAUCAUCAGACAACCUCAAGCUCUUUGGACUCUCAUCGUUUACUAUUUUUCUAGAUAAGAUGAAUGUUUACAUGCAUGAAAAACAUAACCUUGUGUUAACCAAGCAGGGUUACAUGUAUACAAACACAAAACAUGCAAAGAGAAUUGCAAUGGCUGCCGCUCACGUGCAUUAACACACACGAAGAUGUUCUACUGGGCAUUCCAGUCGUAAAAAUGUAGUACGAUAGGAGGACAUUUUAAAUGUAUGCAUGCUAAAACUUAUUAGAAAAACAGAAAAUAAAAGCUAAAAACAUAUAGAUAUAUAUGCACACACUAACACAUUUUACCCUUGGUUCUUGGUUCUCUUAUUUAUUUAUUUUUUACAGAUACCUUCCAUUAUUAUACAUCACUUACAUGGCUGACUCAUGCUUAAACAUAGCCACUCAGUGAAAAGUGUGACAUUCAUUUGAGGCGGAUGCAAGAGUGGGCAUGUGAAUAAUUAAACUGCGACAGCUGUGUCAUCCGUCCUUCAUUACAAACCCCAACGAGGCAUAAACGCACCGUUCACACCCUGACACACGCAAUCACACAAAAAGAAGCACAAACGCACUCAGUUCAACUGAAAGUAUGUAGAACAAUGAAUGUUUUUUUUUAUUUCAAUAUGAACAUACACAAGUACUUGUGCAAGCAUUUAUAUUUCAACUUUUUUUAUUUACAAUUAUGUUCAAUCAGUAGACUUAGACACUUUUGUACAAUUUUCCUUAAAAGUCUCUCGUGAGGUGCUUUGUAAUAAUAAAUGAAAGAAGAUGGUGAUUGCAUAGACAAAAAUAAAGCACCAAAAUUGAAUUGCAUGAUGUAAAGCAAAAAAAAAAAAAAAACAAUAGAUGGUUGUGUGUGUUGCAAGAUUUUUAUUGCACCUGUAAGGAGGUGGGACAGUUCUUUUCUUUACUGUGAUAAUCAUUUAAAAAUGUGAGUGUAAAGUUAGGAAAGUGUGUUCUAGAAAACGCAAUACGUCAACAGUUGUGAAAAAAUGUUGCAGUCAACAUGAAGCACUGUGAAAAGUGAAGAAAGAAAUUAACCACAACUUGAUUUAAUGCAAUUGUAACAACAAUCAUGUC
Xiphophorus maculatus (southern platyfish) is the source of this 5352-nucleotide messenger RNA. RefSeq names its product protein O-GlcNAcase-like. The transcript has 18 exons. Bases 296 to 2713 code for a protein of 805 amino acids. Gene Ontology annotation, biological process: glycoprotein metabolic process. NCBI's taxonomy places the organism in Eukaryota, Metazoa, Chordata, Actinopteri, Cyprinodontiformes, Poeciliidae. The record is from RefSeq and is a predicted model, not a curated record. Gene Ontology annotation, molecular function: beta-N-acetylglucosaminidase activity.